Neopsephotus bourkii (Bourke's parrot) is the source of this 685-nucleotide messenger RNA. RefSeq names its product small integral membrane protein 35 (gene SMIM35). NCBI's taxonomy places the organism in Eukaryota, Metazoa, Chordata, Aves, Psittaciformes, Psittacidae. The record is from RefSeq and is a predicted model, not a curated record. The transcript has 3 exons. The coding region runs from base 114 to 353 and encodes 79 amino acids.
GGGCACGGCUCCUGGCAGUGAAGCGCAGUCCCUCCAGUUGGGAUGCUCAGAACCCCCAGUCUCCCAGAGGCGUUUGCCUGCAGAGCCCCUUCUCCCUUACAGAGCAAGAGCCCAUGAAGGUGCUCGGAGUGGUCUUGGGUGUCGGGCUGGCCUUGCUGAUCCUGGUGGGCUUUGGCUGCGCCUUCAUCCGGUGGUACCAGAGGGGCCAGUGCUGGUGCCGGCCCGACUUCGUUUUCAACCUCUACCACACCUGUGGGUCGGUGGCGGUGGAGCUGGUGCCACCAUUCAGCAUCAGCGGCUCGCUGAGCGAGGCAGGGAGCAGCUACGCGCCUUUCCACAACCAGGGACCAUGAGCGGGAGCCGGGAUGUGCAGGUAGGAUGCUCCCUGCUCCUCCAUGCCUGGUGACGGUGAGGGGGUCCCUGGAGUUGUGUGCCUGGUAUUUGGGGUGGCUGGAGCAGUGGGUCUGUGCCCCAGAGCAUCCAUGCCUCCACGGAGCUCUAGGUCAUCGCAGCUUUCCCUGGGAUAAUCCCAAGGAUUUUCCUUUGAAAGUCCUCUUCUCGUCUGUGGGGCAUCAGGGGCUUUCCCUGGGCGCUGGUUUUGUGCGGGUGUCCCAGUGCAGGCUUCGGUUUGCAUUUCCUUCCCCAUGCCCCUGUCCUCAGCCUGGGAUGGGGCACACGGCUGGGA